AUGGCCAACCCCCAACCCCCAUUCACCGGUGCCGGCGCCGGCGCAAACAUCCUCACGCCCAACAGCAACGCCUCCAACCUCAAGCCCAUCACCAAAAUCAGACUCUGCCCUCCAAGCCCAUGCUCACCCCGCCCACGAGGCACAACCACCCCGCGUCCCGGCACCAAGCCAAAGGCAAUCAAGCUUGCUCAAGGCCUCGUCGUCCUCGUCGCCAGCCUCCGGCGCCAGUCGCCGCCGGAAACUCCACCGCCAGGAAAACAGUCAACAGUCUCGGAGACGCCCACCCCAGAGUCACCAGCAACGGCACCAGUCAGAACCUACCCCUCGAGAUUCGCAACCCUCUACGCCACCGCCGCCCGCGUCGACCACUGGCUCAACCAGCAAGUCGCACUCCACGCGGCCCGCGUAUCCCCCUUCUCCGCCUUCUCUGCGGCGGCAGCGGCGGCGGCGGCGAACGCGAACGCUAACCCCAAGAAGAGGCCGAGGGUCCUCAUCUCGACGCGGAAUCUCGCGUGGAUGAGGGCGAGUAACGGCGUCUGGGUGAAGGUCCCGCUUGCGGGUUGGAAGGAGAAGCAGAUGAGGCCUGUUACCUAGGUUGUUGUCGACGACAAGUCUUGGUGGUGAGUGAGUGUACGUGCGAGACAGACAUACAUACAUACACAUACACAGGCGCGCAGAGAAAGAGAGUAGAGCAAGAGCAGAGCAUCGUACAUGUGGGCACCGAUGUAUACUGUCCAACCGGGAACAAAAGAGUUUCCCACUUACGACUUACGAACUUGGAUCCAAGCAU
Molecule: messenger RNA, 790 nt
Organism: Colletotrichum scovillei
Lineage: Eukaryota; Fungi; Ascomycota; Sordariomycetes; Glomerellales; Glomerellaceae
Exons: 2
Coding region: 1-594 (197 amino acids)
Source: RefSeq, a predicted model, not a curated record